This is a messenger RNA of Oryzias melastigma (Indian medaka), 2540 nucleotides long. It is a transcript of the gene rs1a, whose product is annotated as retinoschisin 1a. The transcript is spliced from 6 exons. The coding region runs from base 934 to 1629 and encodes 231 amino acids. NCBI's taxonomy places the organism in Eukaryota, Metazoa, Chordata, Actinopteri, Beloniformes, Adrianichthyidae. The record is from RefSeq and is a predicted model, not a curated record.
CUAGCUGUCUGCCAAAGCAUGACAAGAUUUAAAAAAAAAAAAAACAGUUUCGAGUGUGGGCGGAAGCGUUAAUGAACUUUUUUGUGCUCUGCAUGACAAUUUAAGUUUGGAUUAAUUAAAAAAAUAAAAAUAGAAUAUGAUUCUUGGAAAGAAGACAAAUAAUAAAACAAAUGGAAUUAAUACUAACCUGUUUUAUUGCAGAAAUGAUCAUUUUAAUUAAUAUUUAUUUGUCUUUUUGAAGUGUUUUAAAACAUAUUGAUGCAUGUUUGAUUAAUAAUUGUUCUGCUGCACCAGAUGUCAUUACUGAUUGCAGUAAAAAUAUUGUAAAAAAAAAAAGUUGUUUCAUGUUAAAUGCUAUUGUUGGAAAGUGUUUGUUCUUUGAUGCAUUUAUUGCAACAACCAUACAAGAUUGAACAAAUGUUCGACCUUUUUUGUUUUCAGGUGAAUUCCUAUAUUAUUGCUGCAAUCUGGAAAAUGUCGGGAAAUGGAAAAAAUCCGCUCAGCUCCACAAGAGCCUCCUCCAUCCAAAAGCAGACCUUCUGUCUCACCAUAUGGAUCGCUAUGGCUCAACCCACACAACUAUCACCAACCUCCACCUCUCACACAUACACACACAAAAUCAAGCGACCCCCUCCAGACACACACACAUUCUUGCACAGUCAAAAGCUACACACACAGAUUUGACCUUUAAGAUGUUUGGUUUUGUUUUUCCUGAAGGAUUUCUGCAGUGACCUCUGCGCCGGAGUGCCAAUUCCCACUGGUUUUGAUGGUGGUGGGCCAACAGCUGUAUAGGAGGGGCCUUUUUUUCAGAUAAGGAUGGCAUUAGGCAGGACCAUUAGCGUCCUGUGGAUUACUGUAAUCCAGCUUCUCUGACAGUAUUGGCUUGCCUGCUCACUCUUCAGUCUGUCCUCCUGGUUUGGAGCAGCUUGGAAGAUGGCUCUCAACUCCCAACGCUUCCCGCUGGCUCUGCUUCUCCUUGGAAUUGCUGUGUUCGUCACGAUUCACGCUCAAGAGGUGGGGAUCUCUGAGGGUCGAAGUAGGAAUUCCUGCAAAUGUGACUGUGAGGGAGGAGAAGCCCCAACGGAGUUCUCCUACAUCGGGUCCAGCUCAAUGGUGAAAGGAGUGGACUGCAUGCCAGAAUGUCCUUACCACAAACCUCUUGGGUUUGAGGCUGGAUCUGUGAGUCCAGACCAGAUCACCUGCUCCAACCAGGACCAGUACACCGGCUGGUUCUCCUCAUGGCUUCCGAGCAAAGCCAGGCUGAACAGUCAGGGCUUUGGAUGUGCCUGGUUAUCCAAGUUUCAGGACAACAGUCAGUGGCUGCAAAUAGACCUGAAGGAGGUGAUGGUGGUGUCGGGAAUCCUCACUCAGGGUCGCUGUGAUGCAGAGGAGUGGGUCACCAAGUACAGCGUUCAAUACCGCACCGAUGACAAACUCAACUGGAUCUAUUACAAAGACCAAACUGGAAACAACAGGGUGUUUUUUGGGAACUCUGACCGCUCAGCAUCUGUCCAGAACCUCCUGCGGCCUCCCAUUGUGGCACGCUACAUCCGCAUCCUUCCUCUGGGUUGGCACACUCGCAUCGCUUUGCGUCUGGAACUGCUGCUCUGCAUGAAGAAGUGCACAUAAACCCGUUUCCCUGCCAUCCCCGAGGCCUUGUCUCAAACGUCUGUGGUGUGUGAUUGUGCAUUGACAGAUUUGGCCCACAUGUAGCAACUUAGUGCUAAAAUGCAAAAGCCUGUAUUCCUUUUUUUAUUAUUACUUUCAGCACGAGUACAUCAAAACAGGUCUGUUUGAUAUGUACAACAAGCUCUCACUUGCUUUGCUCCUCAUUGUUUGUUCCAAACCCGUCUCCCACUUAGGCUUCAUUUGGAGAGUUCUCAAUAGAUCACUUCAUUUGCAACAAAAUGGCAUAAUUUCAAAGCGAUAAUUAGUAGUUGAGGGAAAAGGGACGGGAUGGGGGGGGAGAUUGCGGCCACAGGUGUGAGACAAGCACUUGUUGUUCUGUGACACAUGGGAAUAAAAAAAAUCUCAGUUCUUCUCCUGGUAUGUGAUUAAAACAUUUGGACUCUGCUUCCUUUUGUUGCUCUAAGUAGAUUUUUACAGCUAACAAAUCCCAUUACAACAUGGAAAACACUUUUUUUUGCAUCUCUCUCAUAAGAAUUGAAAUAAUCGCCUUUUUGUAGAUUUUUGAUCCAACAGAAACAACAAAAGACCCAUUUCUCUGGGUAAUUUCUUUAAAUUUAAUGCUAAAAUUGUCUUUUUUAAGUUGCAAGCAAACAAAUGCUAUUACUGUUUUCAUAUUUUUGUUAAUGCCCAAUCACCUUUCCUGUCUCAUAUUCCCUUUUUCUGCCUACAUUCAACAUUUUUUUUGUACUUUGUGUUCUUUUUUGAAGAAUGUGGUGCUUCUUUGUUCGACAAAGGUUAAAGAACAGAUAACUCUGUCAUGUUUGGUGUUAAAAUCCCAUUUCAAGUAUCUUAAAGAAAAAAUCUGUAUUUUAUCCUCAAACUACUCCCUGUAAUAAAUCUAUGUGAGUGUU